CAAUCAGUCCGAGGGAUCUUUGACAUAUGCCCUUGACUCACACCAGCACCAGGGGCGAUCUUGUCCUCGUCACCGGAGCUUCUGGAUUCAUCGCCGCCCACACUGCCAGAGUGCUUCUCGAGCAUGGCUUCAAUGUUCGAGGUACCGUGCGAUCAGAAGACAAGGGUGAAUAUCUUGUAACGCUCUUCAAAAGUCUACCCGGAGAGUUCACAUAUGUCCUUGUGAAAGAUAUCAGCGAGGAAGGCGCCUUUGAUGAAGCUGUGAAGGGGGUCAACGCCAUCGCCCAUAUGGCAUCUCCGUUCUAUAUGACGAAUGUCGAGAAUCCCCAGGAGCUAGUGCGUCCUGCAGUGCAGGGUACUACUGGUAUUCUGAAAAGCACACAAAGCUACAACCCUUCUGUCAAGCGCAUUGUUGUCACCUCGUCUGCUGUCUCGAUUCUCAAUAUCAUCUCCAACAAAGCUCCUCAUCACUAUACGGAAGAAUCUUGGAACAUCGACUCGGUUCCUUAUAUCAAAGAGCACGGCACAGAGGACGGAGGGCUGCAUGCUUACUAUGCUAGCAAGACUAUCGCGGAGAGAGCGCUCUGGGAAUAUGUUGAGAGCGAGGAACCCACCUGGGAUGCUGCCUCUAUCAACCCUGUUCUCGUCUCUGGCGAGGUCAUCCAUCAAUGUGACAAGGUGGAAGAUCUCAAUGCCUCUGUCGCUAUGAUAUAUCAGUGGGCUUCUGGACAAAGGUCCGAAAGCGAUUUGCUAGCACCAUCAGGCCCUUGGGUAGACGUCAAAGAUGUCGCUCUCGCCCAUGUUCGUGCUCUCACCACUCCAGAAGCCGGGGGAGAGAGGUUUCUCCUCAGUGCUGCCAAUGCUACGGGUCAGGACUUUGUCGACUCUAUACACAAACACUUCCCAGAUGCCAAGAAUGUGCCCGUUGGUAGGCCUGGGAGUAGCGCCGCUGUCAACGAGCAGCAAAAUCAUCUUGAUGGUCGAAAGGCUGAGAAGGUGCUUGGGAUCAAAUAUACGAGUCUUGAGGAUUCUGUCAAGGAUUUGUUCGAAAGUAUAAGAAAAAGGUUUGGCACCAUAUAAUAAGAUACAGAGUAGCUAGUAUAGGAACCAAAUAGUCAAGAGUGUUGGACUUACGGGCGGCAGGUGAAGAGCGAAGAGAUACAAUAGUCAUGAUCCCUCCUCCUCGAGCGGUCUGUCAACACCGCAAAUUCUGCCUAGCAACUCUGCGUCUCUCAUAUCAAGGCAUGUAUGCAGAUCACUGG
Cryptococcus amylolentus CBS 6039 is the source of this 1261-nucleotide messenger RNA. RefSeq lists its product as hypothetical. The record is from RefSeq and is a predicted model, not a curated record. Gene Ontology annotation, molecular function: oxidoreductase activity, acting on the CH-OH group of donors, NAD or NADP as acceptor. The coding region runs from base 27 to 1079 and encodes 350 amino acids. Lineage: Eukaryota; Fungi; Basidiomycota; Tremellomycetes; Tremellales; Cryptococcaceae. The transcript is spliced from 6 exons.